AUAAAGAUUAUAGGAGUCCCGUGAAUGCCUCCGCGCGGACAGUACGCAUCCGCGGCUAUCGCCGAAAGGAUCGUAUCGAGCGAUUCGCACGUAUCGCUAAUACAGUAGAAUAUUUUAAUUUAAUUUGUGACGAGCAAUGUUUUAACUGAAAUUUAAUGUAGUUAAAGUAAAAUCUAAAAAUUUUUUUUUUGUGUAAAAUUAAACAUUAAAUAUUUCUACUAAGUGACCGUGAAAUUAUGUUCUUAGUGAUAUAAAACUUGUUUAACGAGGAAACUAUAAGAAAUUUUGAGAAAAUUAUGUGGUUAAGAGCGACAAGUACUAAAACAAACAGAAAUCUACAUAAUAUUGUAGAGCUCCUUAGUAAAGUGCACCCUUACAAAACCAGUCUUCGGUAGUCCAUUGUAGUAAUCAUGGAAGGAAGAUUCAAAGUUUCGUCUGUAGAAUCAGAAUGCAAAAAGAAUGGUAUACAUAUGGGAGCCAAUAUUAUUACUCGGCCGUUAAGGAAUUCAGCAGAGACAGUCGAACGAGGUGUAUCUUCCAAUGCUCAAUCUGACACAUGGCUUCACGAUGCUGGAUGGAGGAGAAAGAGAUCACUUGCGCAACUCACGAGAGAAGCUUUGCCCAGAAUGGAAAAUUACAGAAAUUCCAAAAGAGCAUUGAAAAGACCAAGUCUUGGAGAGUUGCAUGGUGAUCAUCUUAUUACAGAAGAGGACGAGAAAAAUCAAAGAGAUACCAAAUCUCCAACUCCUACCGUUGGCAUCAAAUUGGGAUGGAUUCAAGGCGUCCUGAUACCAUGUCUCCUAAACAUUUGGGGGGUGAUGCUUUUUCUACGAAUCUCAUGGGUGGUAUCGCAAGCUGGCAUCGGCUUGUCACUGGUUAUCAUAGCUAUAUCGGCUGUGGUAUGCGUCAUCACAACAUUAUCAAUGAGCGCCAUAUGUACAAAUGGGGAAGUAAAAGGAGGUGGUAUAUAUUAUAUUAUAUCAAGAUCGUUGGGUCCAGAGUUCGGUGCUUCUGUCGGUAUAAUUUUUGCCUUUGCCAAUGCUGUGGCAGCCAGUAUGAACACUAUCGGUUUCUGCGACUCUUUAAAUGAUUUACUCCGGACUAAUGGUUUGAAGAUCAUAGACAGCGGAGUUAGCGACGUAAGAUUGGUAGGAACCAUUGCCCUAAUCGUUAUGUGCAUCAUUUGCGCUAUUGGCAUGGAUUGGGAGAGCAAAGCACAGAAUUUCCUGAUAGCAAUAAUAGUCGCGGCGAUGGUCGAUUUUAUUGUAGGCACCAUUAUAGGACCAAAGAGCACUGAAGAGAUUACGCAAGGAUUUGUUGGCUUUAGCAGUACAAUUUUCUCGGAGAACUUCAGACCAGAUUUUCGAUACAGUGAAGGUCUAAAUCAGGAUUUCUUCAGCGUUUUUGCCAUCUUCUUCCCAUCUGUGACAGGCAUUCAAGCUGGAGCUAAUAUUUCUGGGGAUCUAAAGGACCCCGCUUCUGCCAUCCCCAAAGGUACACUGCUAUCGCUGCUGAUCUCCAUGUUGAGUUAUGCGCUGAUGGUUUUAUUCUCCGGGGGUGGAGCUCUGCGAGAUGCUAAUGGAAUCGCAAGCAUUGUUGUCAAUGGAACUUACAAUAUCAGUGAAAUCAGCGACUGCACGUACACCAACGGAACUUGCAAAUAUGGACUGCAUAAUAGUUAUUCGGUUAUGCAACUGAUGUCUGGAUGGGGUCCUUUAAUCUAUGGCGGCUGCUGGGCGGCGACACUGUCCACUGCUCUUACUAAUCUGCUCUCUGUUCCUCGUCUCAUCCAAGCCCUCGGUGUGGACCGCAUCUACCCCGGCCUCAUCUUCUUCUCCAAGCCUUACGGCAAGCAUGGAGAGCCUUACCGUGGAUAUGUGCUCACUUUCUUGGUCUCACUUCUAUUUCUUCUUAUCGCCGAUCUGAACACUAUUGCUCCUCUCAUCUCAAACUUCUACCUAACAUCGUACGCACUGAUCAACUUCUGUACGUUCCACGCGGCUCUCGUUCGCCCUCUCGGCUGGCGACCUACUUUCAGGUAUUACAACGUAUGGCUGUCUCUGCUCGGUUUUCUGAUGUGUGUGGCCAUUAUGCUGCUCAUCAGCUGGAUAAUGUCUCUAGUCACAUUCGCCAUAUUCUUCACGCUCUAUCUCAUCGUGCAUUAUCGGAAACCAGAUGUUAACUGGGGUAGCAGUACUCAAGCGCAGAUGUAUAAAACCGCAUUAUCGAGCGCCCACAACUUGGCCCGCACAGGGGAGCACGUAAAGAACUAUUGGCCCCAGCUGCUGGUACUGGCAGGCACCCCGCAAACCAGGCCGGCGCUCGUCGACCUCGGUUACCUCAUCACUAAAGCCGGCUCGUUAAUGAUCGUCGGAGAUAUUACAGAGAAAAAGCUAUCGUACAAGGAGCAAUCAGCCCGUAUCAGAUCAGGCGACGAAUGGUUACGCGGACGGAAAGUGCGCGCGUUCUGCAGUGCCGUGAACGGAUUCAGCUUCGAGCUCGGCGCGAGAGCACUUAUGCAGGCGGCGGGUGUCGGCCGACUGGCGCCCAACGUGCUGCUCAUGGGGUACAAGUCCGACUGGACCACGGCACCUGCCAACGAUCUUGUAUCUUACUUCAAUGUUUUACACACGGCAUUCGAGAAUCGUCUAGCAGUGGCCAUAGUACGCGUGGCGGGCGGUUUAGACCAUGGCACGGCGGCGGAGGAGGCGACGGCGACGCCGGCUGGCGGCCACACUGCCACCUCCAGCGGCAGCGGCGAGCUUCGCGUACGUCGCGGGCCCUCUAACAUCAUGCACGCCGACUCCGACCUCGACAUCCGCUCACCAGAUUCACACCCCACCAGCAGGAACAAUCUCACCGGUUUGAUAAACACACCGAUAUCACGCUCGUACACGAUAUCAGAAAAAGAUACCAAAGAAAAGAAAAAAGACAAAAAAAUGGAUUUCCAUAGACAAAUUGUAUACAAAACAUCUAAUGGUCUUGAAAUAUCAAAAGAUCAGUUGUCACAGAUGAGCAUAUUCCAGAAGAAACAGGAGUCGGGUACAUUGGACGUGUGGUGGUUGUACGACGACGGUGGCCUCACCAUACUGUUGCCGUACAUCAUCUCGCAGCGCUCGUCGUGGGCCAACUGCAAGCUGAGAAUCUUCGCCCUCGCCAAUCGUCGCCACGAGAUGGAGCUUGAAGAAAGAAAUAUGGCCAACUUACUUUCGAAGUUCCGAAUAGACUACUCAUCUUUAACAAUGGUGCAAGAUAUAACAGAGGCUCCUCAAGAGGAUACAAAGAGAAUGUUCGAUGAAAUCAUAAAGAAAUUUGUUGGAGAAAAUGAAGAGUGCGGUAUCAACGAGACAGAAUUACUAACGCUGGCGGAAAAGACUAACAGACAGCUGCGACUGCGCGAACUGUUGUUGGCCAACUCGAAGGAGGCGCGGCUUGUCGUUAUGUCAUUGCCUAUGCCCAGAAAGGGUUCGGUGUCGGCUCCGCUGUAUAUGGCGUGGUUGGAGAUGCUGAGCAGGGACCUUCCGCCGGUACUUUACGUCAGAGGCAAUCACACGUCAGUGCUCACGUUUUAUUCAUAAAAAUCUUACCAAAUUUUUUACUUUUUAAAGUUUAAAAUAAGUACAGUCAUGUCUAGUUUAAGUUUACAACAACAAGAAAAUCGUGUAAGUUCUAUUAUUUAAGUAGAUAGUUAAUAUUUCUAAUUGAAUGAAUAACUUAAAUAAUACUUAACGUGAUAAACAUUUGACACAAAACUAAUGUCAAUUUUGUAAGUAAAGUUAAGCAUACGAUUUGAUAUUGUUUUUAAUAUUUUCAUAUAACUAGAUUUUAUAUACUUGUGUAUAUUUAGUAGCUUAAUAUUUGAUAUGUUAAUAAAUAAAACUAUGAUCCAAAGACAAUGAACAAAUCAAAUCUGUUUAUAGAUAUAAUAAAAUGGCUAAUCCAGAUUAAUAAUAUAAUAAAACUAUUGUUUAAGUUACAAGGCACGCACAUAUAAUCAUAUAUACCUUAAAAAACAAAAAUAAAAAAAUACAGAUUAUUAGACUAAAUAGUUAAAGAUUGUGUCCCACAAAAACCGACUUCAAUUGAGACAAAACCAGUUAUUUUGUUCUAGAAAUUAAAAUACUGAUCCGUUUUUGAUAAAAUUUCUAUAAGAGCAAUCUGUAAGUACUUUCUUUCUAAGAGUUAUAUCCUAUCAGAUAAAAAAAGAAUUUUCCAAAUCAGUUCAGAACCGACGAAGUUAUGAGGUAAUAAACAUAAAAAAAUGCAACCGAUUUGAGAACCUCCUUUUUUUGAAGUCGGAUCAGUAAAAGUGAAUAAUAAGUGAAUUGGUAACUUAUCGACCACAAAUUAAUUGUUAACUCGAAUCAAUACAGAAUAGAUAAAUGUAUGAAGUAAGAUAAAUAAAAUAAGGUAUUUUUUAUAUUUUUAAAUUUAUAUAAAUACUAUUACACUUAUUUAAAGAAACAACUUCUUAGUAAUAACUACAGUGUUUUGAAUUUUGAAAAAACAUUAGUAGAUACAACAGUACAAUUACAAGCAUUUAGCUAUAAUUCUAACUUUUUUAACAUAAUUGGUAUUGUCUAGGCUAAAAAUAACUCCUCGCUGAAUAUACUCUGAACCUACAAGAUGCUGGUUAUCUUGCAGAAAAAUUUUAUCAUUAAACCACGGAAUUAUAUAUGAAUCUACAUUGAAAUUGUAUAAAUUAUACCUUAUAACUGAACGAUAUCUGCAAACAAAAUAUGUUUCUAUAAUAGUGUUAAUUUCUUGUCACAGGAAUUUAAUAUUAUAUCAGUAAAAAUAAACGACUUAUUGGAUCAGCAAUAUUGACAAGUAAAUUUUGUUUGAUUUCCUGUAAGAUUGAAUAAUUAUUUUGUAGUUAAUUUGUUAAAAUGUAAUACAUCUGUAAAUUUUAUAAAGAGGAUUAAAUUUGUAAUUAUUUGUUUUCAUACUAAUUUUCUUAAAGUUAAGUAGCAAAAAAAAAACGGAAAGUGUUUUAUAGUGUCUUUUUAAGUGUGGCUAUCUAUCUAUCUUUUGUUUUGUAAAAAUGUAUUUCAAAAAUUUAUUAGUUAACCUGUAUCGUUAGCGAUUUCUCACUUCAGUUAUUAGCUGAAAAUCAUUGCUGUUUGAUAGCAACAUGUGAAUGUUAAGGUAUUUUAAACAAUAGAGUCUACGUUACGUAUACAAAUGAAUUACGUUACGUAGACGACACGAUUUAUCAGUUAGUCGAUUUUAAGUAAUGAGAGACGGACUCGACUGAUCGCCUCUAACGGGCAAUAUCGUGACACUUAGACACUUAGGCAAUCUGUAUCUAUUUGAGCCAAACAAAUCCGUUUUUUAUUUUUUAUAACAUUAUGAACAAUUUGUAUAAAUAUUUAGUUAAGUAAGUUAAUUUAUAUUGUUAAUUUAUAAGAUAGAAAGACAUUUUUAUAAAUAUUAAAUGACGUUUGUAAAUAAA
Messenger RNA from Galleria mellonella (greater wax moth), 5455 nucleotides. RefSeq names its product bumetanide-sensitive sodium-(potassium)-chloride cotransporter (gene NKCC). Gene Ontology annotation, cellular component: membrane. The coding region runs from base 411 to 3578 and encodes 1055 amino acids. Gene Ontology annotation, biological process: sodium ion homeostasis; potassium ion import across plasma membrane; potassium ion homeostasis. The record is from RefSeq and is a predicted model, not a curated record. The transcript is spliced from 20 exons. Gene Ontology annotation, molecular function: sodium:potassium:chloride symporter activity. NCBI's taxonomy places the organism in Eukaryota, Metazoa, Arthropoda, Insecta, Lepidoptera, Pyralidae.